Nematolebias whitei (Rio pearlfish) is the source of this 2468-nucleotide messenger RNA. It is a transcript of the gene afg2a, whose product is annotated as spermatogenesis associated 5. Gene Ontology annotation, cellular component: cytoplasm. Gene Ontology annotation, molecular function: ATP hydrolysis activity; ATP binding. NCBI's taxonomy places the organism in Eukaryota, Metazoa, Chordata, Actinopteri, Cyprinodontiformes, Rivulidae. The transcript has 17 exons. Bases 63 to 2468 code for a protein of 801 amino acids. The record is from RefSeq and is a predicted model, not a curated record.
UUAUCGUCGCUCCUCUUGUGUUUACGCAUGUUUUUCACGUGGGAAACAUUGUUGCAGUUAUAAUGUCUUCUAAGAAAAAUAAAAGCAAAUCCAAAAGAACGAGUGACGGAGAUAAUUCACUUGUGACGAAGGAGGCGCUGAAUGAUUCUUCAAACCUGCAAACAUCCGGAGGAAAGAGCAGAAGUCCCAAGGACUGCAACUCGUUCACCGUCCUCGACUUCACAGAGAGAGCCGAAGACAAAACUCCGAGAAGCUGCCGGUCGUCUUUGGCCCAGAUGAGCCUCGCGUCAAUGAAGUCAGCCGGUGUUUGCAUCGCCAGACCGCUCCUGCUGACGAGUCGCUCCGGACACCAACAGGUGUGUUUGGGCUGGCCCGUCGCCUCCUUUCCAGGUGAACGGGUCGGUCUUCAGAGGUGUGCUCAGAACAAUCUGAGAGUCAAACCGGGGGACUCUGUGAACCUGCACCCCAUCACUGGACCAGUGAUCCAGGUUGAAGAAGUAGUUCUUUCUAAUCGGUUAAAAGAUGAAAAACUAGAAACUGAUGAAUUUAAAAACUUCUUUCUGAGAGCUUUGGUUGGAAACAUCAUCCUGCCUGGAAAUAUCAUCUCUUUGAGUUAUUUUGGCCGUUCCUGCAGUCUUCGUGUCGAGAGCUUAAGGGGGGAGGAUGGAGUCACCCUCCAGAGACCGCCUCCUCCCCUGGGAGUGGCCCCUGAUCCAGAGGAGUCCUCGGUGCUGGACUCCACAUCAGCUGACCUCUCACAGCAGCUCAGCAGGCUCACUGUGGAGGACAACACGGAUGGAGAGCCUGGUCCUGCCGCCAGCACCCCCCGCCGACCAGCUCCUCUCUCACCGGCGGCUCCCUUCACACCUUCCUCCAACUCCCAGAGUCCCCCCAUCGCGUCAGAGACUGCUGUCAGUCUGGAGGACUCACUGAGCCCAAAUCAGGAGGAGAACGUGUCCACGGCGCCCCCUGCUGGUGUGACCAGCACCGACACCUUCUACUCUCUAUCAUGCUCCACCAAAGUGUCGUUCAGAAGCAGGGCGGGGCCGACAGGCCCAGAGGAAGCAGCUCAGAGGUCAAAGGUUACAUACAGCAUGAUCGGCGGUCUUAGCAAGCAGCUGGACGUCAUCAGAGAAACCAUCGAGCUUCCUCUGAAACGACCCGAGCUGUUUUCCAACUACGGGAUCCCUCCUCCCAGAGGGGUUCUGCUGUACGGGCCCCCAGGAACAGGAAAAACCAUGAUUGCACGAGCCAUAGCCAGCGAGGUUGGAGCUCACAUGGUGGUGAUCAACGGCCCGGAGAUCAUGAGCAAGUUUUAUGGCGAAACAGAAGGACGGCUGAGGCAAAUAUUCACCGAGGCGUCUCAGAGGCAGCCUGCGAUCAUCUUUAUUGAUGAGCUCGAUGCUCUGUGCCCGAAGCGAGAGGGAGCUCAGAACGAGGUGGAGAAACGAGUUGUUGCUUCUCUCCUGACUCUGAUGGAUGGGAUCGGUUCAGAGGACCACUCAGGCCAGCUGUUAGUCCUGGGGGCCACAAACAGACCCCAGGCCCUCGACCCGGCCCUGCGCAGGCCGGGACGCUUCGACAAGGAGCUGGAGGUGGGGGUUCCCAGCAGCGCGGAGCGGGCGGACAUCUUGCAGAAGCAGCUGCGUUUCGUCCCGUGCAGCGCCACCACGGACGAGCUGACGCGGCUGGCGGACGUCGCUCACGGAUACGUGGGGGCGGACCUCGCAGCUGUUUGCAAAGAAGCAGGUCUGCAUGCACUGAGGCGAGCAUUGGGAGCUUCCCAUCAAGCAUCGGAUCAGCAGCUAAUGGGGACGGUAACCGUCACUCUGCAGGACCUCCAAUGGGCCAUGACUGCCGUGAAGCCCAGCGCCAUGAGAGAGGUUGCAAUCGACGUCCCCAAGGUGCUUUGGUCAGAUGUUGGGGGGAUGGCAGAAGUGAAGCUGAAGCUGAAACAGGCCGUGGAGUGGCCCCUGAGGCACCCCGAGGCCUUCACCCGAAUGGGCAUCCAGCCUCCUAAAGGAGUCCUGCUCUAUGGUCCCCCAGGUUGCUCCAAGACUAUGAUAGCCAAAGCGCUGGCUAAUGAAAGUGGGCUCAACUUUCUGGCUGUUAAAGGUCCAGAAUUAUUGAGCAAGUAUGUUGGAGAGUCUGAACGAGCCGUUAGAGAGGUGUUUCGGAAGGCGAGGGCGGUCGCUCCCUCCAUCGUCUUCUUUGAUGAGAUCGAUGCUCUGGCCAGCGAAAGAGGAAGCUCCUCGGGUUCUAGUGGCGUGGGCGACCGGGUCCUGGCUCAGCUCCUGACAGAGAUGGACGGCAUCGAGCAACUCCGAGAUGUGACGGUGCUGGCUGCCACCAACCGGCCCGACAUGAUCGAUAAGUGCAGCACCUACAGAUCCGACUCGUGCAACAACAAAAAACGAGAGCUGCAGCCGACCCUGGGUGGAGGCGAGGCGGCCCUGGUCCAGCGGUAG